Puntigrus tetrazona (Sumatra barb) is the source of this 2844-nucleotide messenger RNA. RefSeq names its product nuclear factor 7, brain-like. Bases 48 to 1412 code for a protein of 454 amino acids. Lineage: Eukaryota; Metazoa; Chordata; Actinopteri; Cypriniformes; Cyprinidae. The record is from RefSeq and is a predicted model, not a curated record. Gene Ontology annotation, molecular function: zinc ion binding; protein binding. The transcript has 6 exons.
CAGACGCUUUUUGAGUUUCACUACCAUUCACUGAGAUUGCCGUGAAAAUGGCUUCAUUAAAUGUUUCUGCAGAAGAACUUUCUUGUCCCGUGUGCUGUGAAAUCUUCAAGGAUCCUGUUGUUUUAUCGUGUAGUCACAGUUUCUGCAAGGAGUGUCUUCAACGGUUCUGGAGAACCAAGGAAACUCAGGAGUGUCCCGUCUGCAGGAGAAGAUCCUCGAAAGAACAGCCGCCUCUUAAUCUCGCAUUAAAAAACUUGUGCGAGUCGUUCCUGAAGCAAAGAAACGGUUCGUCGGGAUCUGAGGAGAUCUGUGGUGUACACCGAGAGAAACUCAAGCUCUUCUGUCUGGAGGACGAACAGCCGGUGUGUUUAGUGUGUAGAGAUUCACAGAAACACAUCAGUCACACAUUCAGACCCAUCGGGGAAGCCGUUUCAUCGUAUAAGGAGGAGCUCAAAACGGCACUGACAUCCUUACAACAAAAAAUUACAUGUGGAGGGAAAAUAAAAGAAGAGUUUGAGAAAACAACUGAACACAUCAAGUCUCAAGCUGAUCACACAGAGAGUCAGAUUAAACAGCAGUUUGAGAAGCUUCAUCGGUUUCUCAGAGAUGAAGAAGAAGCUACAAUCACUGCACUGAGGGAGGAAGAGGAGCAGAAGAAGAAGAUGAUGAAGGAGAAGCUGGAGGAGAUCAACAGACACAUCUCAGCUCUUUCAAACACAAUCAAAGACAUGGAGGAGAUGAUGAAAGACAAUGACGUCUGCUUUCUGAAGAAGUUUCCGGUCUCGAUGGAAAGAGUCCAGAUCUCCUCACAGCCGGAUCCACAGAUACCUUCUGGAGCUUUGAUUCAUGUGCCACGAUACUUGGGCAACCUGUCCUUCAGAGUCUGGAAGAAGAUGCAGGACAUCGUCCAGAACACUCCUGUAAUUCUGGACCCAAACACGGCUUAUCCACAUCUCGUCCUGUCUGAAGAUCUGACCAGCGUGAGAUGGGCUGACAAAAAAACAGUUCCUAAUAAUCCAGAGAGAUUUAAUGAUUAUCCAUGUGUUUUGGGUUCAGAGGGUUUUAACUCAGGGACACACAGCUGGGACGUGGAGGUCAAAGAGAGUUUAUGCUGGAGUCUUGGAAUAACUACAGCAUCGAACCAGAGAAAAGGGCAUGAUUUCUUUAAUAAUAAUGAUGUCUGGAGUGUGCAGUAUGAUCAGUAUGGACUGUAUGAACGCUCUAGUUUUUCUGUUAAACAGAAGCUUAAGCGUGUGAGAGUGUGUCUGGACUAUGACGGAGGAACAGUGUCUUUCUCUGAUCCUGUAACUAACACACAUCUACACACAUUCACAACCUCCUUCACCGACACCAUCUUCCCGUUCUUUCAUAGUCUUUCCCCUCUGAGGAUCUUACCGUAUAGUAGUCAGUAAGCGUUACACCUAUAAGUCUGGAUCUUCUUGUCUUCUUUGUUAAAUUCAUAAAUAAAUGUUGGCUUUUUCUUUCUGUAGCAAUUUAUUGGUUAGUUACCAUUUGCUCAAUUUUGUGGUAUUUACCCUUUACUCAUCAAUGCUGUGUGGUUUUACCAACUCCCCGAUCUCCUAAAAUGUCUAUAUAUUUUGUGCUUGUUGAAGCAAAUUCUUAGUGUUACUGGCAUUCACUAAAGGACUCACUCUUAUAGAAGAAAUUGUGAUCUCUUAAGCUUAUCUUAACAGAUGUGUGAUUGGGAUUCGGCGCCAUUCUCUGAAUAAAAUGUAGGACUAAUGCUAUUUUAAUGCAUUCAGAAUUAUAAGUUGGAUUCUCAUGCUGAACAUGGCCAAAGUUUAAAAAGAAAAAAAACUGGACCUAUUUGUGUAAGUUUGGAGUUUUAUUUUUUCUAUAGUAUGAUGUAGUGAGGUAAAACCUUUCAAUGUUUGGGAUGCUAAUUAGGUUGUAAGUAAUUAAUUAACAUUGGUCAAAAUGAGUGAGAGUUUGUUUUGCUUUAUUCUGCAAAAUAAAGUGCAGUGGAAAGAAAAUGACGCUUUAACGAAAAUGUGAAGUCAGUUCAACCUGACAUUCAGAAGGUCUCAUGCCCUAUUAGCCUCCAGAGCGAGAGCUUUGAAGGGUUGACGGGUGUUGGGGAUCAAACUGUUUCUUCAAGUGCCCACACGGGGGCGCCGUCAUCAUGUAACGAAUCAGCUCAAAGGAUCAGGGAUCCAUCCGUCGAACCAUUUAAAAUCCUUCAUUCCGAAGGGCCCUUGAAAGUGGCCAGUUCUGAGCGCUUCCGUUUGGAACAACCCUUCAAUGUGGCGGCCAUGAUUGUUUCACUCUGAAGUGCCCUUCGGAGGGCGAUGUAUCCUAAUUGGGAUGCACCAAGCAUCUUAUAAACAGGGCGCUCGUGGUCAGAGAAGUCCAUCUAGUGCAAUGGUUCUCAACUCCAGUCCUCGGAGCCCACCGCUCUGCACGUCUCAUAUUUAAUACACCUGAUUCAGAUAAUCACCUACUUAGGAGAGAAUCCACGAUACAACUAGGAAACUCGUUUUAAUACCAGUGUUUUUGAGUUGGGCGGGUCGUAAACUUUAAACGGGGUGGAGGGGACAACCAUUGCUGCUGUCAAUGCUGUUCUCGCAUCGACUACAUCCCAUUGUCUUGUAGCUGAUGUAGGGUAUUUGUAGACUAGAUAUGAACUAUCAUUUGAAGCAUAAACUGUGAAAUAAUGUAAUGUAUUUGACCUAAAUUCCAGAAUUGUCAGCAAACUCCAUGUAUAGCAUGGUGAGUGUUUAUAUGACUGUCAAACAGGGUGUCCUACAUUUUAUUCAUUCUUGAAUACGGCAAGCUCAUAAUCAUGACUUCAUAAGUGUCUAUGGGGACAUUUGCAUAUGUAAG